AUGAAGGCGAAGCAGGUCGCCAUCGCCUUCCUAGGGCUCCGCGCGGCAGGCGCGUUCCUGGGUCUUCUGCGCCGCGGGGACGACGAGGACUCGGAGUCGGAAUGGGACGAGGAGGCGAGCGACUGGGAGGACGAAUUCGAGGACUCCCAAGACGAGGGAGCGGAAUCCACGUCUCGUCGUCAGAGCGCGCGCAGAUCGAUCGGUCCGAUCAAUCUCGGCGUCGUGUGCGCUCCAGGGAACUUUCCGGGCUUCUCGGGCGUCUCCCUCUCCAUGAUGGCAGGAAAGCCACUGGUGCACCAUGUGUGGCGGAACGCGACGCUCUGCGACCACCUGGACAUGGUCGUCGUCGUGUCGGACUCGGCAGCAGUGCUCGAGGCUGCAGCGACAUUCGGGGGCACGGCGUUCGCGGUGAGGCGGCCCCCGGGCGUCAGAGGCUCGCCCACGAUGUUCACGAUGAUGCACCGCGCGAUGAAGGAGGUCCAGGAGAGCGGCACGCGCGUCGCACGCGUCAUAGGGUUGCCCGUCACCGCGCCGCUCUUCGGGCCCCAGGACAUGUCCGCCCUGCUGCGGUCGCUGCGGCUGCACACGGCGCCCGUGUCGAUCCUCGCGUGCGCCGUCGAGAAGGGGUGGCGGGGGGCGUCCUGGGUCGAGGUGGACCUGGACGGCGACGGCAGCGCGACGGGCUUCCGCCGUGUGGCCGCGGAGGGCGACGCGGGGCCGGGCAGGCGCCGCAAGAACAAGGGGCUGCGGAGCCUGAGCGCGGUCGCGACGUCGGCGAGCUUCGUGCACCUGCUCGCGAACCUGCCGGGCAACGCAAGCGCCACGUGGCAGGAGGAGGAGGAGCUCCAGCGCGUGGUCGACUCGGGGUACGGCGUGCGCGUGACGGUGGUGUCGCACGCGGUCGCGGGCGUGACGGACCCGUCGGACCUGCUGUCGCUGGAGGCCUUCUUCCGCGACAGCAUCAUGGCGUCGCCCACGCUGGGGGAGUUGGGCCUGAGUCAGCGGGCGGAGGCGGGCGCUGCCGGGGCGGGCAGGCCCGCGCGCGGCGGCGGCGGCGCGCAGAAGCCGGAGCGGUUCACGGUCGACGGACACGAGGCGAUGGAGCUGCAGGGUGCGGCGAUGAUGGGGGGUCUCAAAGCGAGGUCCCCCCGGGGGACGGUGACCGUCAGCGAGCGGUCCGACCAGGGCCAUGAGUCGCCCCCGAGCCCCUCGCUGGCGGGCUCCGGCGGCAGGCUCACCCGCGGGCGCCCGCGGGUGUACAGCCGGGAGGAGACCGCGCAGGCUGGGGCGUCGCAGGCGGGCGCGGGGUCGAUCGUCGAGAACCCCGCGCUCGUGCAGCGGCUCCUGCAGGCCGCCCGGGAGCGGCAGUCGUCGUCGGCGCAUCCGGACGGCGCGCGGGGGGCGUCGGACGCAGCGCGGCCCGCGCCGCGGAGAGAGGGCGGGCAGAUCGAGACGGUCGCGGCCGUGGAGCGCAGUGCGCGCCGCGUGAUGCGCACGAGCGACGAGAUCACGCCCGUCACGCCGAGUGGCGUUGACGCGCUGCACCCGCCCGGGCCGAGCAACGGCUGA
This is a messenger RNA of Pedinophyceae sp. YPF-701, 1569 nucleotides long. The record is from the annotation of a GenBank genome assembly. NCBI's taxonomy places the organism in Eukaryota, Viridiplantae, Chlorophyta, Pedinophyceae.